Molecule: messenger RNA, 1797 nt
Organism: Vigna unguiculata (cowpea)
Lineage: Eukaryota; Viridiplantae; Streptophyta; Magnoliopsida; Fabales; Fabaceae
Product: beta-glucuronosyltransferase GlcAT14C-like
Cellular component (GO): membrane
Molecular function (GO): glucuronosyltransferase activity
Source: RefSeq, a predicted model, not a curated record
UCUACACUGAUUUAUUACCUUACUCCUCUCACUUUUCAAGAUCAGUUCAUAAACAAAAUGCUGCAAUAAUGAAAAAAGAAGAACAUUUGAGGACUUCAUCCAUGCAUCAGAUCCCCAGAUCAAAGGCAAAUUUUGUUGCUGCAGGAUAAUCUGUUUCCAUAACAGAUAAACUUCUUCAUGGCAACCAAGUUUACCUAAAUUUGAAUCUUUCUAGAACCCUUUUUUACAUCCAAAUGAGAACAUCCAAAUUUCCAUGUAGGGGAUUAGAUUAUGGUCUGUAUCUUCUGAUUUUUGUUGUGUGUCUGGUGCUGUAUGGAACAGUUUCAAGAUUGAAUACUGCAAAUGUUUCACAUUCCACAGUUUCGAAGUUAAGGCACUUGAAUCCUAAGCAUGUUGUAUCAAAAGGAAAAGGGUACCCUCCUGUGCUUGCAUAUUGGAUUCUUGGCACCAAAGGAGAGAAGAAGAAGAUGCUGAGGCUGUUGAAGGCUGUGUACCAUCCAAGAAACCAGUACCUGCUUCAGCUUGAUGAUCGUUCCUCUGAGUCUGAAAGAAUGGAUUUAGCCCUUUCAGUUAAGUCAAUUAAGGUGUUUGAAGAAUUUGGAAAUGUGAAUGUCAUUGGGAAAAGUUAUGCCAUAAAUAGAAUGGGAUCUUCUGCUCUCUCUGCUCCUCUGCAUGCUGCUUCUUUGCUGCUUAAACUGAACUCAGAUUGGGACUGGUUCAUCACAUUAAGUGCUUCAGAUUAUCCUCUCAUGACUCAGGAUGAUAUCCUUCAUGCUUUCACAUUCUUGCCAAGAUACGUCAACUUCAUUCAUUACACUAACAAGACAAUUCGGAACGAGCAACGAGACAUUAAUCAAAUUGUGGUAGACCAAAGUUUACAUUAUGAAAAGAAUAGUCCACUUUUUUUUGCUGUGGAAUCCAGAGAUACCCCAGAUGCUUUCAAGCUAUUUCGAGGUUCACCCUGGAUGGUUCUUACAAGAGCCUUCAUGGAGUACUGUGUUACAGGGUGGGACAAUUUACCGAGAAAACUUCUAAUGUUCUUCACCAAUGUGGCUUACCCUGUGGAGUCAUAUUUCCACACAGUGUUGUGUAACUCCAAAGAGUUCCAAAACACCACUGUGGACAAUAAUCUAAUGUACGGUCUCUGGGACACUGAUCCAUCCGAAUCUCAAUUUCUUGAUAUGUCACACUAUGAUACAAUGGUAGAAACUGGUGCUGCAUUUGCUCGUCCAUUCGGUGAAGGUGAUGUGGUUAUGGAGAAAAUUGAUGACUUGAUCCUUAACAGAUCAUCCAAUGGGUUGGUUCAAGGAGAGUGGUGUUCAAACUCAGAAACAAAUAAUACCACAGAGGUUUCAGAAUCUGAGGAAGAAGAACAAGAACAAGAGUUGUUGUGCUCAGAAUCUGGCAAUGUUGAUGAUGUAAAGCCAGGGCCAUUUGGCAUCAAGCUUAAGAUUCUGCUUGCUGAAAUUGUGAACACAAGAAGAUUCAGACCAAACCAGUGCAAAACCUUUGAAAGGUGGUGAAAAAAUGGAAUGUUGUGUUGCCAAAACCACUUUGAAUUUGGAACAGAAGAUUCAAGAUUGUCUCUGCUCAAAGCUGAGUUUGAUUGAUUCCAUUUCUCUACACUCAGCACAGUUUUCUUAAUUCAGAAGUAAUUUUUCUCAUUUUGGUAACUUUUUUUCAUGAAUUUUUCUAGAUGAUUUCAAUGUGUUUCCUCUUAUUCAUUAGAAAUAGGUAUCUUUCUUUUCUAAUUUAAAUAGUUUAAAAUCAUGGACACCAACUCCUACCUUGUGUUUC